UAUCUAAAAUCUACGUGUAUCUUUUCAAUUAGGUGGCAGCAUUUGGUUAGAGUACUAGUCCAUGUAGGAUCGAUUUUCACGCAUAUGUGCUGCAAGAUUGAAGCAUUUUUUUGUUGAGAUUUUUUGUAUAGGUAAAGGACCUACUUGUACAGGCCAUAAUUAUAAUUUGAUGUCAAGUUGUCCUGUUUAUGACUAUGCCUUUUAAUAAAGCACUCUCAUUAGUUUGCUAUUUGAAGUAUUUGAACUCCCUUUUGGAGGUGGUUUGUGUUUUACUGAAUGGCUAGUUGGUAUCUUCUUUGAUCUUGCCUUCCUUCACAUUCAUGCAUUCUCUAUAUUUUUAGAAGCAUUUCUAUGUCAAAGGCAAAUCUCCAUGGUCCUUGCAAGUGGAGUUUUUCUUGUUUCUAUAAGAAUUCUUGGUCAACGUUAUCUUCCUCCUUUCCCCAUUGAAAAGUAUCCAGUCAACUCAUCUGACAUGAUCACUAUUCAGCAUCAGUCUAUGGAAUCUUGUGAGUUGGAAGAUUACUGUGUCUCCAUCGUUAGGAGAAUCAGGGAAUUUUAUCGUUUGCCUGGAGAUAUAGGGGAGCUUCCGAUGAAUUUGAAGCAUGCGAUGGAUUCCAAAGAUUCAGAUCUUAAUUCCAGCUCCGCGCCAUCAGAAGGAACUGAAGAUGAGAUGAAAGCAGCUGCACAAGAUAUUGCCAGUUAUCAGGUUUCUUUUUUAGGAUGCAGUUUCUGGGUUUAUUUUUCUCUGUUUUUUUUGUCGUUACAAACAUAAAAACACAACACUUAAAUAUAAUAGUCAUGGUCAGAAUCAAGGAUAACGAAAGGCUUUGGUCUUUCGUGAACACUUAACCAAAUAUAUUCCAUUAGGAAUAUCUAACAAUUGCAAGAGCGGUAACCACUGUCAGGGGCGGAUGUAGAGUAAAGAGUGCGGGUUUCUAGGAACCUAAUAAUUUUCGUACGUUUCUUGAAUUUAUAUUGAAAAAAAUUGGUAAAUAUAUAAGAAUUAUAGGUUGGGAACCCACAAACAAAGUGUGUUAUUGAUAUAGUGAUAAAGAAUUAUAAGUUGAGAACCCACAACCUUUAAAUUUUAGAUCUGCUUCUCACCACUGUAUUUUAUGGACAAGCUCGGCUACUUUAUCUAGCUUACAUCACUGUUCACAACUUCUAGGACCCCUUUGAUAAAAGAUUCAAAAUUACCUAAAAUAUGCCAAUUGGGGUCAGAUUUGCACUUUGAGUUAACGAUAUUUCUGAAUUAUAAAAUUUUAGCGUUGAAGAUCCUAUUUUCAUUGCUACUUUUCAUUUUCUUAAAAAAGAACCUAAGCUCCUCACGCUUUUGAUUUUAGUUUUGCAAUAAAUAAGAAUUGCAAGAGCGAUAACCACUGCAUUUUAUGGUCAAGUAUGAAGAGCUUUAAACUUUUUGUGCCUCAUUAAAAGUUUUUGCUUUAGACAAAAUUGUCUUUUCAC
Messenger RNA from Capsicum annuum, 1464 nucleotides. RefSeq lists its product as uncharacterized. The coding region runs from base 371 to 772 and encodes 133 amino acids. The record is from RefSeq and is a predicted model, not a curated record. The transcript has 3 exons. NCBI's taxonomy places the organism in Eukaryota, Viridiplantae, Streptophyta, Magnoliopsida, Solanales, Solanaceae.